Dentiscutata heterogama is the source of this 169-nucleotide messenger RNA. The record is from the annotation of a GenBank genome assembly. Lineage: Eukaryota; Fungi; Glomeromycota; Glomeromycetes; Diversisporales; Gigasporaceae.
UAAUCAAUUGAACAAUGCUGACUCUACUAUGGAACUUAGUAGAUUAUCAGGAAAUGGGUCAUUAAAAAAUGUCUUUUCCGUCAUUAUUAAUAGAACUUUUAUUAUUGUUGUUAUCGCUAGUACUCACGUAAGGCCAGGAUCAUUAACAAUGGUGACAUUGACAAAACUG